Messenger RNA from Zingiber officinale, 2521 nucleotides. RefSeq names its product rust resistance kinase Lr10-like. The coding region runs from base 329 to 2281 and encodes 650 amino acids. Gene Ontology annotation, molecular function: ATP binding; protein kinase activity; polysaccharide binding. The transcript has 3 exons. Lineage: Eukaryota; Viridiplantae; Streptophyta; Magnoliopsida; Zingiberales; Zingiberaceae. The record is from RefSeq and is a predicted model, not a curated record. Gene Ontology annotation, biological process: protein phosphorylation.
UUGUCAGUCAAAGUCAACUUGUAGCGAAUGUUGUCUGCGUGUCGUGCCAGGCACUUCAAGCAAGCGAGGAAUCAAGGACAAUAAUGUCAAUGCAAUAUCCUAGAUUCAACCUGCAAGUCCAUUUUUGGAAUUUAAUUACCACUUGAAAAUCAAAGUCCUUGUCGACUCAAAUUUCUGGGAAUUUACAAACAGUGUGAAUUUCCACAAUGAUGAUGACAAUACGGUGUCGAAAAUUAAAUCUAAAUUAAUUAUGAGACAAAGUCAUUGUUGACCUUGACUUCCCGACACAAGUUGUAAGCUUCCUCUUUUAAGUCCCAACUGGAAUGGGAUGCUUUUUCAGUUUUCACCUCCCCUAUCCUCCCUUAAUCUAAUUUCACCGGCCAUGAAUGGCCUACUGAUCUACCCAUAUUCACUCUGCCUUCUCCUACUGCUACUUCUCCAUGCUAAUUCCAAAGCCAUUCAUAUUUUGCCUCAGGAUCUCGAGGGGGAGGAGAGAGAGGAGUUUAUCAAAGAUUGCCAAACGAAUUCCCCCUGCGGAGGAAUAGAUAUCAGAUAUCCCUUUCGCCUGAUCAACUCGACUCCUAUGUACUGCGGCGUUCAGGGUUUGGAGGUCUCAUGUUCAGCUGCCGGUGAUGCCACCAUCAAGCUUCCUCGUUUAGGGCCCUGCAAGAUCGUCCACUUUGAUACUGAUUCAGUUAAAAUCAAAUUAUUAGGGGAUGAAUGGGCUCAGUGUCCGCUGCAAAAGCUCAGCUCCAUCAUUCCCACCGGCUUAUUUUACCAUGACUACGAGCAUGACAACGGUUAUGAUUAUAUGCUGGUGAACUGCUCGAGUGAAACAGCAACAGAUCCGGAAUGGAUCACCGGACCCAUCCCGUGCCUCGGCAAUGGAAGUCAAGGGGAGUGGAUUUAUGUAGCGAAGCUUGAGGCUUCCAUGGACCAGCUUCCGUCAGGAUGCGUGAGCACUGGAAUUGGUGGUAAUAUCGAAUAUUAUGCAGGUGGACCGACGUUUGGAGAUCAGGUUCAGGGAUUCAAUCAAAUGCUACAGAUGGAUGUAUCUCUUAAUAUUCCAGAAUGGGAGAUGUGCAGAGACUGCCAUGAAGAAGGAAAGCAAUGUGGAUUUAGCCGCAGAAGAAACCAAACUGCCUGCUUAGCGAGGCGCCAUGAAACAACAAACAUUGGGCGCAUAGUUGAAGAUUUAGUUGGAACAUUUAUAGGUGGUCUUGUAGUUGUAGGUGGUCUUGUAGUGGCAUUAACAUCUCUUAUUAUAUUGUUUAUAUUAAAGAAGAAGUCCCAAAAGGAUGAAGAAAUUCGUUUCAAGGUAGAACAUUUUCUUGCAACAUAUGGUGAUGCACAACCAACUCGAUACUCUUUUUCUGAUAUUAGAAAGAUCACAAUGAGAUUCAAGAAUAAGUUAGGGCAAGGUGGAUAUGGAAGUGUGUACAAGGGAGAGCUUUCGAAUGGUAUUCCGGUAGCAGUUAAGAUGCUCGAGAGUUCAAAAGGGGAAGGUCAAGAAUUCAUAAAUGAAGUUGCAACCAUUGGAAGGAUUCAUCAUAUUAACAUUACUCGCUUGUUGGGAUUUUGCACUGAACGAUCAACUCGUGCUCUCAUCUACGAGUUCAUGCCAAAUGAAUCCUUAGAGAAGUAUAUUUUCUCAAGACAAGACAAAGGAAGCAACAAAUCAUUGAGCAUGGAGAAAUUGUUGAACAUUGCAAUAGGCAUUGCUCGAGGCAUUGAGUAUUUACAUCAGGGAUGUGAACAACGUAUUUUGCAUUUUGAUAUUAAGCCACAUAACAUUCUAUUAGAUUAUGAUUUAAAUCCAAAGAUUUCAGACUUUGGACUAGCAAAACUUUGCUCAAGGGAUAUUAGUAUCGUGACAAUGACGGUUGCUAGAGGCACAAUGGGAUAUAUUGCUCCUGAGAUGUAUUGUAGGAAUUUCGGGACGGUGUCAUAUAAAUCUGAUGUCUAUAGUUUUGGUAUGCUGUUGUUGGAGAUGAUAGGAGGCCGAAAAAAUCAUGAUCCUGAAAUAGGAAGAGAGAGUGAGAUUUAUUAUCCAGAAUGGGUGUAUGAUCGACUAGUUGAAAGACAAGACUUGGUAAUGACAAUGAAAAUGGAGCAAAAUGAUGGAGAAAUAUUACAAAAACUCUCUAAGGUGGCUUUAUGGUGUAUUCAAUGGAGUCCAACUGAAAGACCUACCAUGACUAGAAUUCUUCAUAUGCUUAUAGGGAGCUCAGAAGAAGUGCACAUGCCUCCUAAGCCAUUUGUCUCCCAACACGAAUCAUGAUUAUGCUAAUUAAUAAAUGUGUCAAAUAUGUAAGUUCUCUCCUUUUGUGUGUAAGUUCUAAGUGACUUAUGGUACACAUGAAAUUUGAUCAUUUCUAAAUUCAACUGUAACAAUACAAUCCUUCAUAUCGUAGUGAAUAUAUUCUAUGUUGAAGUAGAGGAGAGAAUUGGCAAGAAGACAACUCUUUAUUUGCCUUUUUUCUAUUCUUGAAAAUAAAGCAUGACAUUAUGACUUAUUAAU